AGCCAAUUCUAGCCAUGGAAAACCGCAAAGAGACAAUUGGUUGGAGGUCUGUUCCUCAAUUUGGAGGGUGGGAUGAAAAGAGCACCAUUACCAAUUACUCUGUGGUUUUUAAUCAAGCUCGUGCUAAUAGAAAGCUGAACAAAGACCGUGGAUUUAGCCUUGGAAAUGAACAAGAGCUGAUUGCGCGUUAUAAUCAUGAUCAUGACCAUGAUCAUCAUGAUCAUCAUCGUCGUCAUCAACAUCAUCAUCAUCAUCAUCAUCAUCAUCAUCACCAUCAUCAAGAUGAUCCAGUUGUGAGGAAAAAAAAGAAGAUGUUGAGCUAUUUUAACUGCUGUACGUGGGCUUGA
This is a messenger RNA of Telopea speciosissima, 347 nucleotides long. RefSeq names its product protein catecholamines up. Bases 15 to 347 code for a protein of 110 amino acids. The record is from RefSeq and is a predicted model, not a curated record. Lineage: Eukaryota; Viridiplantae; Streptophyta; Magnoliopsida; Proteales; Proteaceae. The transcript is spliced from 3 exons.